AUGCUCAAUUGCAUCACCGACACCGUCAAUGUUCACCAGCUCCUCCCGACGUCCCUUGACCUCAUGGUUCGCAGGAUAUUCCCCGGUCAGAAUGUGGCGUUUGGGUUGAGUCUGUUGCUCUUCACGUUCAUGUUCCUGCCGACGCUGGUGAUGCUCUUAGCCGUCAUCGUGUUCUUUGCAUUCUACUAUCCGAGGUUGAGGAAGUUGACGGCUGUUCACAACGAUCACUAUGAGUGA
This is a messenger RNA of Aspergillus pseudoviridinutans, 237 nucleotides long. RefSeq lists its product as uncharacterized. The coding region runs from base 1 to 237 and encodes 78 amino acids. The record is from RefSeq and is a predicted model, not a curated record. NCBI's taxonomy places the organism in Eukaryota, Fungi, Ascomycota, Eurotiomycetes, Eurotiales, Aspergillaceae. The transcript has a single exon.